This is a messenger RNA of Betta splendens (Siamese fighting fish), 3076 nucleotides long. RefSeq names its product tuftelin 1b (gene tuft1b). Bases 949 to 2328 code for a protein of 459 amino acids. Gene Ontology annotation, biological process: intracellular signal transduction. NCBI's taxonomy places the organism in Eukaryota, Metazoa, Chordata, Actinopteri, Anabantiformes, Osphronemidae. The transcript has 12 exons. The record is from RefSeq and is a predicted model, not a curated record. Gene Ontology annotation, cellular component: intracellular anatomical structure.
CCAGUCGUGCCCAGACUUAUACGCGUAUGAUAACAAAGCAGAUGUGUCUCUGCCGACAGAUCUGACGGGAACCCACAAACGAUUAGCUGCAGACUCUUUGACUUAGACUGGAAGGUUUCCUUUUGUGGCUCCUGUGAGUCAUCGGUGGAGUUGUGCGUCGCAGCCCCCACAGCGUGACAGAAUUCCACGUAAACGCACAAGUUGAUUGUUUUCUCGCUCAUCCUGACGUGACAGUCAUCACUGUGGUUGGAGUGCGUUUGUUGUCCUUGCGUGAGAGCGCGACGGCUUGAGUCAAGGAUGUUUUUAAUGCAGCCUGUCAACUGUCCAAUCCACCGUUCCACCAGUAAACAAACAAAGGUUUGCUUCCACAAUGAGCGUAUUAGUAACUACAAACAUUUAUGAGUGGUUGGAAUCUUAGCACCGACUGGUUCCUUCGCUUCCUCAUAUCUAGUUUGUUGCAAAUGGUUUCAUAGGGGUUAAGUAAGAAAGCACAUGAUCAGUUAUUUGAUAUAUAAAUGUAAAUAUGACAUAUUAAAUGUAUACAAGCCAAUUAUUAGUAGGAAAAAGCGAAUCAUUUUUUAUAUUUCUGUUAUUGAGCUCUUAUAAUAAUCAUUUAGCUUUUUUUAAGCUGAACAGUCGCUAAAACCUGUAGCUUUAAAUAUGCAAAGGCACAAACAUGGACGUAUUUGGACUGGACUGCGUUUGACUUGUGUUUGCACACAUUUGCUUACACUUCACACAGUGUGAAUAAUAUAAAGGCGCCUCAUCCGUCUCUUAUAUAACUCGCACACGCAUUCCUCACAGUGCUGCUACCAGUAACACUGUCACUGUUUGCCAAACACAGUGUGCCUGUUAUUGUCACAUAUCAGUGUUUAUUUCGAUGACUCUACAGAAAUGUAAAAAAAAAAAAAAGAAAAAGGAAAAUGAGGCUUGAUACGCAGCAGUCACAUGCUGUGCUCGCUGUGUGAGGGCUCCCAGGCCUUUCCAGCGCGUACUGGGCGCUCUGGUCCUGCAGGGAGGCCACCGGCGCCGCGCCUCCUCUGGCACCGCAGCGCUGUGAGCGAGGAGCAGUGUGGAGGGAGGAGGGUUGGACCGGCGCCGGAGCCUCGCCCAGCCCAGCAAGGCGAGACAGCCGCGCUUCCCACACUGAGUCAGACGCUCGCACACCGUCCGGAGCACAGCUGCUGCGCACGGCAUCCAGGGGUCCCCGGCGGCGCCACCUUCUCUGGGAGACGUCACGGCGAGCGUGUGGAUCGAUGCAGGCGGCGUAGACUCACUCUUCAGGAUCAGGAUCAGCCGGGCUUCAGCCACAAGCAGAGCGGCGUAGCAGUGGUGCUGCCACGGAAACCAGAAGAGCAGGAAGAGACUCUGACGCUCAUCCCUCCCACCGGAGGAAAGGUCCAAGUCGUCUCGGUGUCUGUGGGUGAAGCCUGUGUCGGGAUGCUGACAGACGAGGCCACGCAGAUCCAGGAGGUGAGGUACUGUCUGAAGACGCUGAGGGAGCAGAUGGCAGCCAGGCAGAACAGCAACAACAACAAGGGUGAAAGGAAGCCGUCGCCGCACCCAGCCAACGGCCUCAGACUCAACAGACCCGGCAGCCGUCCCGCGGUCACCGCCGAAACCGCCGUGGGUCCCGAGUCCAGUGCUCACGAGGAGAGUGUGAAGAUCAGGGAGGCCACCAGGCGCCUGUAUGCGCAGCUGAAGGAGAUGGACAAGAAGCAUCAGGAGGAGAGGGAGAAGCUGCAGGCCGAGUCCAGCGACUACCGCACGCAGCUGGAUGAGCAGUCCGAGCGCCUCCAGAAGGCAGAGAAGCAGUCGGAGGAGAGGGGUCAGCGGGUGGAGGAGCUGCAGAGGCUGCUGGGAGGCAUGGAGGCCGAGAACCUCGCGCUGAAGGAGAAGAUGGCCGCAGGCGAGGCGGAGCUGCUGCAGCUGAAGGAGAACGCGGAGGGCGGAGAGGAGGCCACCGAACGGUGUGCGGAGCUGGAGAAGGAGGUCGCGAUGCUGAAAGAAAAGAUUCAUCACCUCGACGACAUGUUGAGGUGUCAGCAGAGGAAAGUCCGGCAGAUGAUCGAACAGCUGCAGAACUCCCGGACGGUGAUCCAAGAGAGAGACCGAGUCAUCGGGGACCUGGAGGAGAAGCUGGCUUACCUGGAGGCGGAGAACAGAGAAAUGCAUGACCGCAUACAGUACUACCUGGCAGGCCAGGACCUUCCUCCACUGACGUCUACUGAGAACAAACCAGAAAUCGUUUACAGUAAACCACUCACACCGACAUCCUCGACCAACAAGAAUCUGCCGUUCAUCAAAGUCAUAGAGAUCAAGUCCUGAGUGACGGGUCGACCUGAGGAAUGACCAGAAGUAAAAGCUGUAAAAAUGUAUUUAAUCACUUGCAAAUAUACAAAGUGUAAGUCUGCAGUGACUCAUGGUGACGAAGCACAGUCGUUUCUUAGUACCUGCUAAUUUACUGUUCUAUAUGAAGGGACUCACUGGGAUCCAGAUCCAGGUAUAAAUACAUGUAUCUGUGCUGUAUGUAUCACGUCAGCAAGUGGAGAGCUAGAAAAACUCAGCAAAGCGUUGAAAAGUGUGCUUCUUAUCACCCAGGAAAUCUAAAGUGGGUGGUUUCAACAGGUCAAGAUUAUAAACAGUUAUCUUUGCUGUGACACAGACGCAUGCACUCUAUUCUUAGUCAAAGUCCUCAGUGCAGCUGAAUAACACAAAGUGAACACAUUAGUAUGAAUUAACUUAAUUAGGCUGAUUGAAAAUAACUUUAAUGGUGAUGCUACUCAUAGAUCUUCUCAUACUUGCUGUAAUAAUCGUACUAUAAGGUGUAAAUAAUAUAUUGACAGUAUCUAGAUAUUAAAACUCUUAACUGACACUUCUCACCUGUGUGGCCUCAGCAGACUAACUGUAAACUCUCUUUGUAACAAAUGCUUCACUAUCCAGAAUGGACUUUUUUUAACAAAUGUAAUAUCCAUUUACUGUGAAUGCUGUAGAUUGGCGCUUGAGUUCAGGAUGUGUACUUUUCUGUUUGUAGAUGUUGAAUUGUAUUUAAAGAUAAUAAAGUUGGUUCAUCUGA